Messenger RNA from Ochotona princeps (American pika), 1981 nucleotides. It is a transcript of the gene CITED2, whose product is annotated as Cbp/p300 interacting transactivator with Glu/Asp rich carboxy-terminal domain 2. Bases 252 to 1061 code for a protein of 269 amino acids. The transcript has 2 exons. Gene Ontology annotation, biological process: regulation of DNA-templated transcription; left/right pattern formation; sex determination. The record is from RefSeq and is a predicted model, not a curated record. Gene Ontology annotation, cellular component: nucleus. NCBI's taxonomy places the organism in Eukaryota, Metazoa, Chordata, Mammalia, Lagomorpha, Ochotonidae.
AAGAAACACAGCUCAUUGUUGGCAGCUGCCGGGCGGUCCUGCCGAGCUGUGAGGGUAGCGGAGGGGAAAUAAAAGGGAACGGCUCGGAAUCUGUCCCAGCGGCCGCGGCGAAACCUCGGCGCCGGCAUCGCCACUGCUAGCGCCCUGCACGCCCGGGAGGCCCCCGUCUAUGCGCGCCUGAGCUGGUCCUGGACCGGACGAUCCCGCCCUCGGUCUUCGGAGCAGAAAUCGCAAAGACGGAAGGACUGGACAUGGCAGACCAUAUGAUGGCCAUGAACCACGGGCGCUUCCCCGACGGCACCAACGGGCUACACCACCACGGUACCCAUCGCCUGGGCAUGGGGCAGUUCCCGAGCCCCCAUCACCACCAGCAGCAGCAGCCCCAGCACGCCUUCAACGCCCUCAUGGGCGAGCACAUACACUACGGCGCGGGCACGAUGAACGCCACGAGCGGCAUCAGGCACGCCAUGGGGCCAGGGACUGUGAACGGAGGGCACCCCCCGAGCGCGCUGGCCUCCGCCACCAGGUUUAACAACUCCCAGUUCAUGGGCCCCCCGGUGGCCAGCCAGGGAGGCUCUCUGCCGGCCAGCAUGCAGCUGCAGAAGCUCAACAACCAGUAUUUCAACCAUCACCCCUACCCCCACAACCACUACAUGCCGGAUUUGCACCCUACUGCAGGCCACCAGAUGAACGGGACGAACCAGCACUUCCGAGAUUGCAACCCCAAGCACAGCGGCUCCGGGGGCAGCGCCGGCGGCUCGGGCGGCAGCGGCACCCCCGGCGGCUCGGGCGGCACCUCGGGCGGCGCGGGCAACAGCGGCGGCAGCGGCGGCGGUGGCGGCAGCAGCCUGCCCGCCUCCGUGGCCCACGUCCCCGCCGCAAUGCUGCCGCCCAAUGUCAUAGACACUGAUUUCAUCGACGAGGAAGUGCUCAUGUCGUUAGUGAUAGAAAUGGGUUUGGACCGCAUCAAGGAGCUGCCCGAACUCUGGCUGGGGCAAAACGAGUUUGAUUUCAUGACGGACUUCGUGUGCAAACAGCAGCCCAGCAGAGUAAGCUGUUGACUUGAUCAGGGGGGAAAAACAACCUCCCCACCCGCCCGGCGAAAGAAAUCAAACCCCCAACUUCUUCGGUGUGAAUUUAAAUAAAUAAAUAAAAAAUAAAUAAAAACAAAAAAAGAGAAACCCAUUCCCUUAGACACGGUAUCUCACUUUUCAGAUCUUGAAAGGUUUGAGAACUUGGAAACAAAGUAAACUAUAAACUUGUACAAAUUGGUUUAAAAAAAAAAAUUGCUGCCACUUUUUUUUUCCUGUUUUUGUUUCGUUUUUGUAGCCUUGACAUUCAACCUCCCUUAUGUAGCUGAAAUAUCUAGCUAACUUGGUCUUUUUCGUUGUUUGUUUUUACUCCUUAUUUCCUCACUUUCUUCAGUGCUCAACUGUUAGAUAUUAAUCUUGGCAAACUGCUUCAUCUUGUGGAUUUUGUAGAUGGUUUCAAAUGACUGAACUGCAUUCAGAUUUCCGAGUGAAAGGAAAAAUUGCAUUAGUUGGUUGCAUGAACUUUGAAGGGCAGAUGUUACUGCACAAACUCUGCCAUCUCGCUUCAUUUUGUUUAACUAUGCAUUUGAGUACAGACUAAUUUUUAAAAUAUGCUAAACUGGAAGACUAAACAGAUGUGGGCCAAACCGUUCUGGGUCAGGACAAGUCAAGCUGUUCACUUUCAAGUUGGCUGCCCCCCCCCAUGUACAGACAAUAAUAGGGCGUGGAGUGUCGUCAGUGGCAAACAUUUCACAGAUUUUUAUUUUGUUUCUGUCUUCAACAUUUUUGACACUGUGCUAAUAGUUAUAUUCAGUACAUGAAAAGAUACUACUGUGUUGAAAGCUUUUUAGGAAAUUUUGACAGUAUUUUUGUACAAAACAUUUUUUUGAAAAAAUACUUGUUAAUUUAUUCUAUUUUAAUUUGCCAAUGUCAAUAAAAAGUUAAGAAAU